AUGCUUCGCGAAGAAACGGAGAGCGAAAGGGUCAAUUAUAGAGCCGCAAGAGACGACGACCACGCGAUACGUAAUCAACGCAAGUCCCUGCAAACGCGACCCCGACGCGAUUUUCACUCAAUUAUAGUCACAGAUUUGCAUAUUGACAUAGCGACGAUUUGUGGGAAAAGAACGGGAUCGGAUUGUCUUUAUCUCGGUCGGAAAUAUUCGGACAUCGAUAAUAGAUUACAAGAGAGGAAAGGAAUCCUUACCGAGGCUAUAGGAGACGAGACGGAGGAUGAAGAACGGGAAAUCGAUGAAGAUCAAAGUGAGGAAGAGGACGCGAAGGUACGGGAAGUAAUACAUAGAAAUAGGAAAGAAACAGACGAAGUACACGAACAGGCGGAAAGAGAGGACGAAGACGAACGAAGAAACCAAGAAAAUGAGCGGAUCGGCGAAUGCGCGAUUUGCCGCGAUAUCGUUAACGACGCCAACCUCGGUGGAAGUAUCGCCGAUUCUGAGCAGAAUCCGCAUAACACCGAGGGCUAUCUGCUGUGUCAACGCUGCGUGCGAAAGUUUUCAAUUCGAUCAGGCGCGGAGCACCUUCAGCCUCGAAGAUCGCACGCCUGUCUCUCCCAAAGUAAAGAGGACAACGAUCGUCCUCGCGUGCGUUCGAGAAAAACGUACGACUCGCCGAUCGCGAUGUAUCUGCAACCGCCUGCGCCGCAGCAGAUUCACUUGUUGCCGGCACGUCGCGACCAAUGGGCCUGCGGCAAUUUCAAUAGGACGAGCCACCCUGCCGAAGAGGCGAACGAGACGCUCAAUUACGACGCGGAGAUGUCGAACGCCGUUUCGUACGUCGUAGUUGAUCGUCGUGAUCGAGGCGAUCCGCGGGAGGAACGUGGAGAGCAGUGUCAACAGCAGCAGCACAGCUAUUGCAAUCUGGCGACGCGGAGGAACGACACGGAUCGAUACAACGCCGAGAUUAAGGCCAAAAGCUUAUCCGUUGACUACUCCCGCAGACCCAUCCGCUGUCCCCGUCUGGAUUGCUCGGUGAACGUCGCCUUCUCGGCGCUAACUCAUCACUUCCUCUUCGAUCAUCCCGAGGUGCCCAUCCUCAGCGUCGAGCCCGGCGCCGAGAGCACGCUGGUCGUCAGUUAUGAAGCUCUCUCUUGCAACUCCAGCCGAUGCCUAGCUCUCUUAUUGGUCUCCGGAAAACUCUCAGACUCGGCAGCGAGACUGUUCGGUGGUAAUCAGAUCAACCUGAAAUAUCGAAACCGACUGCCGCUGCCUGUGUUGGCCGCGCGCUUGCACGGCAGUCGCUACGCCUGCUGCGAGGAGAUGCACGCCGGCGGAGAAGGUCAAUGCGAGAAGGACGUGAUCAUCGCCUGGGUGGCGGGAUUGGACAUCGGCGACACGUCGGCUGACAGACUUCGCUGCAGCAUCCAGGCCGUGGACAGCAUCGAGAACGGGGGAUUUCGUUCCCUUACGUACACGGGCCCGGUGACGUCCCUCAGAAGCGCCCAAUGCCCUCGCGAUGUCCUCUUGGCCGGCGAUUGUAUAGUGCUCCACGAAGGACUGAUCGGCCACAUCACGUCCGGCUGCACCAGCCUCAAUGUAAAUGUCAUUGUACAUUAAACCUCUUACGUGUAUUCGCCGCACCGGUACUCGUGCGCACCGAUGUGUCCGUGUACGUUGUAAGUACCGU
Messenger RNA from Dinoponera quadriceps, 1687 nucleotides. RefSeq lists its product as uncharacterized. NCBI's taxonomy places the organism in Eukaryota, Metazoa, Arthropoda, Insecta, Hymenoptera, Formicidae. Bases 1 to 1617 code for a protein of 538 amino acids. The record is from RefSeq and is a predicted model, not a curated record. The transcript has 6 exons.